AUGGCAAGUGUGAUCAUGGCCCCAACUUUCUGCUCAAUCUCAGUCAGAAGAAGCGGCAAAGAUUGGAGCGAGCGCAGUAGUACUAACGGGCAACAUCGUGGUAUGAAAUUGAAGGCAAUGCGGAUAGAGAAACCUCUGGAGGAAUUGUACCAAGUGAGAGUCGAGAGAAAGGUGUCACAGGAGAGACUAGCAGAGCUUGGAGUCUCCAGAUGGUCAAUGUGGAAGACGGGCAAGUGCAAGCUGCCGUGGGACUGGCAGGUCGACCAGCUGGUUUACAUUGAGGAAGGAGAGGUGAGAGUCGUGUCCGAAGGCAGCCGGCAGUACAUGCAAUUCGUGGCUGGGGAUCUUAUUCGUUACCCCAAGUGGUUGGAGGCUGACCUCUGGUUCAACGGUCCUUACCAAGAGCGUUACAGUUUCCGAGCCUUUGGCGAUGAUUAG
This is a messenger RNA of Malus domestica (apple), 438 nucleotides long. The record is from RefSeq and is a predicted model, not a curated record. Lineage: Eukaryota; Viridiplantae; Streptophyta; Magnoliopsida; Rosales; Rosaceae.